Molecule: messenger RNA, 3166 nt
Organism: Hymenoscyphus albidus
Lineage: Eukaryota; Fungi; Ascomycota; Leotiomycetes; Helotiales; Helotiaceae
Source: the annotation of a GenBank genome assembly
AACCUUGGCCUGCACCUGGUGGCACCAACCAAUGCAACCACUCCCUUCCUUUCCCCCCCUACUAAAAUUCAAAAAUUCGCGAGCUGGAUUCAAAACCUCCUCGCCCCAGCUCGUCAGACCGCCCAACCUGCUCAAACCAGACUCUUCGCGUUAUACACAUAUACACACCACCGUUCUGCCUUUUCCGCUGCAUUUCAUCAUUGACAGGCGACGGUCGCUGGGCCCCCCACCCUCCAAUCCACGGAGUGGACUCGCGCACGACCUUGCCUCUCUGUAGCACGCCAUAUAGCGUAAAGUCACCUCAAAAUACCCCCCCAACGCCUUCCCCUUGCGGCCCCUGGAUAUUCGUACCCUCUGGGCACCGCAUUUCAGAAGAGAUGCGCAUCCGGUCCUUACUUACUUAAUCAGCACACCCUGAAGCUUCCUGAAUCAUUACGGAAUCAUUGCGCCUCCACCGAAGUUCUUCGCGCCGGGCAGGUACCAAACAUCCUGGUCCUCCCAAGACAAACGUGAUGGCGUCAACUCCCCUCGAAGCCAUGGCCCUGCGCCAAAGUAUAGAAGUACCGAUGGAUCGCGCCGGUAGAGAGACCAGAGAUACGACAACAGAGAGACCGCAACCCAUCACUUUCGAGGACGAGAACACGAUCGACAUGUUGGAGGCAGGACAACCACCGUCGAAAGACAACUGCGCGAGGGAUGGGGAAUAUAAGACCAAGGACUCGACUAUCUCCCUCCCCUCCACCGACAAAGUAGCCGGCAAGACAGUCGCACCAUUUCUCGCCAGGCAUAUUCCUGAGUCAUAUGCCCCGCAAGGAACUCAAUCCAAGCGAAAGGAUAUAUCGGAGAAGGAUGCUUUGAGGAAGAACCCCAAUACCAAAUACUGCUACAGACAUCGACCAGAUUCCAAGUGUCGAAGGACUGCUGAUGAGCCGACAAUGGAGAACUUACAGAGGGUAUGUGGACUUUGAUCUGUGAACGACGAGCGUAACUGACAACUCGGUAGGAUUUGGCAACACUCACUCAUGCAGACCAGCAAGGCAUAUCACACGUUUGGUCUCUGUUCUCUGCGGCCCCGGCAAAACAGAGGAAUCUUAUGCUCCAAGGCAUAUUAGCCCAAUGCUGUUUCCCUCAAUUAUCCUACCUUUCCACCACGGUUCGCGACCUCAUUCGCAUCGACUUUAUUAGUGCUCUUCCUUCUGAGAUAUCAUUUAAGAUUCUGUGUUAUCUGGAUACCACUUCUUUGUGUAAAGCCGCUCAGGUCAGUCAAAAAUGGCGACUACUGGCGGAUGACGAUGUGGUAUGGCAUAAGAUGUGUGAGCAGCAUAUUGAUCGAAAGUGUCAGAAGUGUGGAUGGGGAUUGCCUCUGUUGGAGCGAAAACUACUACGAGAUUGGAAACGCCAGCAGCAACUCCGAGGGACCGGUCGAGGUUUAAAUGAAUGGUCACCUCGUCUGACGCCGGUACCAGAUCAAAAUCCAGAGACCGAUUUAGUAAAAGUGGCGUCAUUGAACGGUUGUGGCAAGAGAACUGCUAGCAUUUUUGGCUCCGAUAAUCUGUCGCCUAUUUCCCCGGAAACUGGCAAACGACAAAGAUUGAACACUGAAGACUCAGUUAUUGAAAAGCCCAAAUUCCGCCCUUGGAAGGAUGUUUACAAGGACCGAUUCAGAGUAGGAACAAAUUGGAAGUAUGGACGAUAUUCCACCAAGAUAUUUCAAGGCCACACAAAUGGUGUAAUGUGUCUUCAAUUUGAUGAUAAUAUGCUGGCUACUGGAUCAUACGACGCAACCAUUAAGAUUUGGGACAUUGAAACCGGAAAGUGCCUGCGUACAUUGCUUGGACAUACAUCUGGUGUUCGGACAUUACAAUUCGAUGACACCAAACUUAUCAGCGGUAGUCUGGAUCAUACUGUACGUGUUUGGAACUGGCGCACUGGUGAAUGUCUCUCGACAAUGUAUGGUCAUACUGGUGGUGUUAUCGGCGUACAUUUUGACGGAAAUAUCCUCGCAUCUGGCUCAGUAGACAAGAGUAUUCGAAUCUGGAACUUUGAGAAUAAGCAGGUGUUUGUCUUACCGGGUGGCCGAAAUGGUCAUGACAAUUGGGUCAACUCAGUCAAAGUCGAUUCCGCUUCCCGAACUGUUUUCUCUGCGUCCGAUGAUUGUACGGUUCGACUUUGGGAUUUGGACACCCGACAGACCAUUCAGCUGUUUGAAGGGCACGUGGGACAGGUUCAGCAGAUUACUCUUAUGCCCCCAGAGUAUGAACCAGACGAUUUUGAGCUGGAGGAUGAUGACGCUGCAAGUAGUUCAGGGAGCACAUCUGAUGCUGGGCCAAGCUCACCAAACGCCAAUACGAAUCCGUCUCCCUUUGAAGAUUGGCCAGAAGAACGUCCCAGACCUGCCAGAUACAUCAUUACCGGCGCGCUCGACUCCACGGUUCGAUUGUGGAACGUCACCACAGGAAAGUGUCUGAAGACCUUCUUUGGACAUGUAGAGGGCGUCUGGGCUGUGGCCGCUGAUACUCUUCGUGUCGUCUCCGGGGCCGAGGACCGUUUGGUGAAGGUUUGGGACGCAAGAACUGGCAAGUGCGAAAAGACGUAUACGGGACAUGCUGGGGCUGUCACUUGUAUUGGCUUAAGCGAUAGUAAACUGAUUACUGGUGGUGAGGAUUGUGAAGUUCGAAUGCAGAGUUUCAAGAGCGAGAAUAGGGAGCAAUCUUUUGAUGGAGAUGCGGGUUGUUCGACGAAAAGUACUUAGGUGCUUGCGCUCCAACGGACUGAUCGUCUAUUCACUUCCCGAUUUUGAGGACGAUGGACAAUGUUUUGCGAUGAUUUUUUUAUUGUUGUUAAUGGCAUUACUGCUGUGCAGGUAACUACCCACUUUUGCGGAUUUUCUUUUCUUGCUGCAAUUUAGCGAGCCAUGGGGCUGUUUUUGUGCAAUAGAAAUGGAUGGUAUGGCAUGGCGUGGCAUUGCAUGGUAUGGUAUGGGAUUUGCUGGUUGGCGAAUCACGGAAUGGGAAUCAAUGAGUGGCGUUUUUAUGGAUGGAUGGUGCCGUGCGUUGACCUUGGGAUUCAUGGAACUUGGGGAAGGGCAUUCACCUGCAAGGAGUGAGUUGUGCUUGGUGUGUGUGUGUGUAGAUCUUUUGAUAACCAAUCAAUUAAUGAAAGCAAU